This is a messenger RNA of Linnemannia hyalina, 1230 nucleotides long. The record is from the annotation of a GenBank genome assembly. Lineage: Eukaryota; Fungi; Mortierellomycota; Mortierellomycetes; Mortierellales; Mortierellaceae.
AUGCGGUCACGAACGUUCCCCUCUUCAGUAUCAGCAGCAGCAACACUCCUCCUCCUCUCAACAACAACACUCCUCUCAACAACCCCUUCCUUGGUCGCCGCAGACCUGGCCUGCACACAACUGGGCGCGGACACCUUCCACGUCGGAUCAACCCUUAAAUUCACCUGGUCUGACACCCAAACCGUCGAGAUCAACACCUUCGACCUCAACCUCUACUGUGCCGAAAACGAGACCUUCCUCCAGACAAUCACCAGCCUCAACUCUUCCUCCCCCGCCACUUUUCCAUGGAUCGUCAACUCUUCUAUUUCUGCAUUUUCUUCGUCUUGUCAGUAUAACACCCCUUCAGGCUUCGGCGAAGAACAUCAAUUCCAUGGAGCAUUCGACUGGACUUCGACAGACUCGGACACCGGCGCCGUGACAAAGAACUCUGCGCGCUGCAAGGUCAUGCUCAUGAUCGCCGAUACCCCCGGCGCUCCUGGAUCCUCCACCGGCUCCGAUGGCGGCACCUUUGAUGACGAACCCUCACCUAGUUCUAUCGUUGUCUCGGAUAAGACGAAAACUAUCGUCAUUGGAGUUGGUUGUGCGGUCGGAGCGUUGGUCCUGGCGGGUGUGAUUGGGUUCUAUGUGAUUCGGUAUUCGAACAGGCGCGCAGUGGAGGAGCAGAUGUCGAAGAAGUUGAGGGAGCCUAUCCAUUCCGGUCCUCUCUUUGCGCCCAUGGAUAGGAACAAUGGUGGGAAUGGUGGUGCGGGCAGUAAACGGUAUAAUGAGCUGUCGUCGAUCACGACGGAGAGUGAGACGAUGGGACAUAGCCCGGCCACGACGGCGCGUACGACAGAGAUGGUCCAGUUUAAUGGAGUCACACCUAUCGGAACCCCUGUUAUGGGCUCUAACAGCACCGCGUUGGGAUCGCGUUCGCCUACCCCCAUCGCCGCUGCCCACGCCAAAGCUGCCGCCGCCGCCGCUGCUGCAGCUGCAGCUGCUGGAGGAAACGGAAACUCGCCUUCAAUGUUAAGCCCCCGUUCGUCUAUUACUCCCCCCGCCCUAGCGCAUCACUAUUCUUCAGGAGGAGAGCGCCCAUCAUCCUUGUUGACCAGCCCCUUCGUCCCAGCUGACGAAGCGCAACAACAGCAUUAUCAGAAUGAGAUUCAGAUGCAGCAGCAGCAACACCAGAUCCAGCAACAGUUGCAGCAGCAACAGCAGCAAGCCGCCUACAGCAACGGAUACUAUUAG